GCUCCUCCUGCAAGAGAUAAACGGAGCUGAGGGAGGCUAAGAAAGAGGGAGCAGUGAGAAAAACGUAAAUAACAGCCGAAAAACGCAACUUGCCUUUGCUAGCGCCAUAGUGCUUUACACCAGGAAGUCUGCUGAGUUAACAUUUGCAUGUUAAGAUUAUCGGUCACACCAGGAGGGCUGGGUUUGCGUUUAAUUUUAAAUAACCAAAUCCGCAAAUGAACUCCGUCAGAGCGACCAGCAGAAGACCCAGGCGAGUGUCGAGGCCGCGUCCGGUGCAGCCGGAGAGGCACAACGGAGAAAGAGAUGAUGAAGUUCCUGCAGACAUGGUUGCUGAAGAAUCUGGUCCUGGAGCUCAAAAUAGUCCCUAUCAACUACGAAGAAAGUCCCUGUUGUCCAAGCGGACUGCUUGCCCAGGAAAGAGCCCCAUGGAGGGAGCCUCUACUUCAGCCACAGAAACCUUUGGGCCUCGAGCCAAGAGGCCCCGGAUCUCAGGGAAAUCUCUGGAUCUGCCAGCUGCUCCAGCUGAGCAGUACCUCCAGGAGAAGCUGCCCGAUGAGGUGGUCCUGAAGAUCUUCUCCUACCUGUUGGAGCAGGACCUCUGUCAGGCAGCACGUGUGUGCAAGCGCUUCAGUGAACUGGCCAAUGACCCCAUCCUCUGGAAGAGACUUUACAUGGAGGUAUUUGAGUACACACGCCCCAUGAUGCACCCUGAGCCUGGAAAGUUCUACCAGAUCAAUCCUGAGGAGUAUGAGCAGUCAAACCCCUGGAAAGAGAGCUUUCAGCAGCUGUGCAAGGGAGCUCAUGUGAAGCCUGGCUUUGCUGAGCAUUUCUACAGCAACCCUGCCAGGUACAAAGGACGGGAGAACAUGUUGUACUACGACACCAUCGAAGAUGCUCUUGGUGGCGUACAGGAAGCUCAUUUUGAGGGGCUUAUAUUUGUCCACUCUGGGAUUUACAAUGACGAGUGGAUCUACAUCGAGUCACCCAUUACCAUGAUUGGCGCUGCACCUGGGAAGGUAGCGGAUAAGGUGAUUAUUGAGAACACCCGGGACUCCACAUUCGUAUUCAUGGAAGGAUCUGAGGAUGCCUAUGUGGGCUACAUGACUAUUAGGUUCAACCCUGAUGACAAGUCUGCCCAACACCACAAUGCCCACCACUGUUUAGAGAUCACUGUAAACUGCAGCCCAAUUAUAGAUUACUGUGUCAUACGGAGCACAUGUACAGUGGGUUCCGCAGUAUGUGUAAGUGGUCAGGGCGCCUGUCCCACUAUCAAGCACUGCAACAUCAGCGACUGUGAGAACGUGGGACUUUACAUCACAGACUAUGCACAGGGUGUAUAUGAGGACAAUGAGAUCUCCAACAAUGCUCUGGCAGGCAUCUGGGUGAAAAACCAUGGCAACCCCAUCAUCCGACGAAACCACAUUCAUCAUGGAAGGGAUGUUGGAGUGUUCACCUUCGACCAUGGCAUGGGCUACUUCGAGAGCUGCAACAUCCACCGGAAUCGUAUCGCUGGCUUUGAGGUGAAGGCUUACGCAAACCCCACAGUGGUGCGCUGUGAGAUCCACCAUGGACAGACAGGGGGCAUCUAUGUGCAUGAAAAGGGUCGUGGCCAGUUCAUCGACAAUAAGAUCUAUGCGAAUAACUUUGCUGGAGUCUGGAUCACAUCUAACAGUGACCCCACUAUCAGGGGAAAUGCCAUCUACAAUGGCAACCAAGGUGGUGUUUACAUAUUUGGAGAUGGGCGGGGCCUCAUCGAAGGGAACGACAUCCACGGCAACGCCUUGGCAGGGAUCCAGAUCCGGACCAACAGCUGCCCUAUCGUUCGACAGAACAAAAUCCAUGAUGGGCAGCAUGGAGGCAUCUAUGUACACGAAAAGGGUCAGGGUGUAAUCGAGGAGAAUGAAGUGUACAGUAACACCCUGGCGGGUGUGUGGGUGACCACCGGAAGCACACCGGUUCUGCGGCGGAACCGGAUACACAGCGGAAAGCAGGUUGGAGUAUAUUUUUAUGACAAUGGGCAUGGUGUUCUAGAAGACAAUGACAUCUACAAUCACAUGUACUCUGGUGUUCAGAUCAGAACUGGUAGCAACCCCAAGAUUCGGCGGAAUAAGAUCUGGGGGGGGCAGAAUGGUGGCAUUCUGGUAUACAACUCUGGGUUGGGUUUCAUUGAGGACAAUGAGAUCUUUGACAAUGCUAUGGCUGGUGUGUGGAUAAAGACAGACAGCAACCCUACACUUCGCAGGAACAAGAUCCAUGAUGGUAGAGAUGGUGGAAUAUGCAUAUUCAAUGGUGGUCGAGGUUUGCUGGAGGAGAACGACAUCUUCCGCAAUGCCCAAGCUGGUGUCCUCAUCAGCACCAACAGUCAUCCUGUGCUCAGGAAAAACAGGAUAUUUGAUGGCUUUGCUGCAGGGAUUGAGAUCACCAAUCAUGCCACUGCAACUCUGGAAGGAAAUCAAAUUUUCAACAACCGCUUUGGAGGCUUGUUCCUCGCCUCUGGUGUCAAUGUGACAAUGAAAGAUAACAAGAUAAUGAACAACCAAGAUGCCAUUGAAAAAGCUGUCUCUAGGGGGCAGUGCCUGUAUAAGAUUUCCAGUUACACCAGCUACCCGAUGCACGAUUUUUAUAGGUGUCACACAUGCAACACCACGGACCGUAAUGCCAUCUGCCUGAACUGCAUCAAGAAGUGCCAUCAAGGACAUGAUGUUGAGUUCAUUCGGCACGACAGGUUUUUCUGUGACUGUGGAGCAGGGACAUUGUCAAACCCAUGCACACUUGCUGGAGAGCCCACACAUGACACAGACACUCUGUAUGACUCUGCCCCUCCUAUAGAGUCCAAUACAUUGCAGCACAACUGAGCUUGACCUCAGCUGUUACCUUUUAAAGGGCCGUGGACUAAACGCACCAAAUGGAUGCUUUGAUCAGUCUGGACCUAAAAAGACUCCAUGUUUAAUGUAUGAUGAUGGAGAAAGAUAUGCACACUAGAAAUAAAAUCUUUAAAAACAUACUAAAAAACUGAAAAGCAAAAGCUGACCCAGCUUCUAAUGGAGAAGUUUAUAUAUUUAAAGAAAACCUUUAAAAGGCUUUCCUGUGUCUGUGGAUGUAAAACUUUUUUUUUCUGUUAAUGCAAACGUUUUGAAGAAAAGAAGAAAUGAACGUCGAAGAGAAGCAAUAUGUUGACUCAGGAUUAUGGAGAGUAAGGGGGCGUGACUUCAGCUGUACUGCCUCUGUGCAACAUCUGAGAUGCUGCUGUAGGAGGAGCUUAGCUGCAGUCUGGUACCCAGAAACACAAGGAGCCAUAGUCCCUCUCACUGAAGAGGGAUGUCAUCCUGUUCAGUAGGCUGGGCGCUGCCCAUACAGCCACCUUGGCAACUGUUUCUAGACAGCAGUGGUGCUGGUAAAUGUUUGGUGAAGGAACAAAAGGUGAUCUAGCACUUCAGCUUUUUUUAAUGCCAUUCUGAUUGACACAUGAUUUUAAUGCUUUCCCACAUAGUUUUGUAUUUUCAAGCAGAAAUCUUACUGUACUUGAAUGUCUUAUUAUUAUUAUUAUUAUUAUUAUUAUUAUUAUUAUUAUUUUGAUAACACUCCCUUUGCUUACUGUAUACCUUGUCAAGCCCCGGUAUCUAAGUUCUUUCUGUGAAAGAGAAAUCAAUGGAUUACACAGAUUUGAUUUAGGAACGCUAAAUUUACUCCAGCAAUGUUAAUAUAUUAAAAGUAAUGUUUUUUUUUUCCUUUUCUUUAAUUGCAAAAGCAAAAGAAAUGUUUUGAGUAGUGUGCAUUCUUGAGCUGUGUUACCUUUUGCUAAGGUAUAAACAAUUUUGUUGAUACACUUAAAUGUGGUUAAGGCUGCUUGAAAUGACUGUUGGGGUAACCCUGUUAAGUCUCCCAUUGGUGCUCAGGCACACUAGGGACUUAGGGCUUGUAAUGCACAAAAAGUCACGUCAGGUGGUUAAAACGUUUCACAUGGGUAAUGGUGGGUGAAGUGUGCUAAAUGUUAAUCUCUGUGGAUAUCUGGCCAUUUCUGGAAGUUUUAGUUGAAAUGAUCUACAGGAAUACAUGUCUCAAAACAUUUAUUUUAACCCCUGGGGCUCAAGCAAGGCACAGCAAAUGAGUACUUUCUGGCAAAGCAUCACGAGAGAGUGUUUAUAGUGAUGUCUCGUGUGAGUGGCACUCGCGUGUGACUGUGACUUUUCCCCCUUUUUCCUCGAUAAGAAACGAGACAUUGCUGGAGAUGAACCCUAUAGCUCCCCGCUGUAUUAAAGCUGAUGUGCUUGUCUAUACAGCACUCAACUGUUUCAUUGCUUAUUUUUUUCUUUUUUUGAGGGAUUUUAUUUGUUUUUCAUUGUGUAUUGGUGACUGUGGGUUCUCAUACAGCUUGGAUUGUAUGCAUGUACCAUACCAUCUCAAUUUAAUAUAUUGUGAAGUAUUCAACAACCAUUAUGUAGAUGCUAGUAUGAAUUAAAAGGGUAUAAUUUCCUACAAAAAAAGGAAACUUGUCAU
Messenger RNA from Brienomyrus brachyistius, 4497 nucleotides. RefSeq names its product F-box only protein 11-like. Gene Ontology annotation, biological process: regulation of apoptotic process; protein ubiquitination; ubiquitin-dependent protein catabolic process. Lineage: Eukaryota; Metazoa; Chordata; Actinopteri; Osteoglossiformes; Mormyridae. The coding region runs from base 216 to 2855 and encodes 879 amino acids. Gene Ontology annotation, molecular function: zinc ion binding; protein binding. The record is from RefSeq and is a predicted model, not a curated record. The transcript has 22 exons.